Molecule: messenger RNA, 1509 nt
Organism: Alternaria burnsii
Lineage: Eukaryota; Fungi; Ascomycota; Dothideomycetes; Pleosporales; Pleosporaceae
Exons: 4
Coding region: 1-1509 (502 amino acids)
Biological process (GO): cellular response to oxidative stress
Cellular component (GO): cytoplasm
Molecular function (GO): carbon-sulfur lyase activity; quinone reductase (NADPH) activity
Source: RefSeq, a predicted model, not a curated record
AUGUCAGGCGUAGCCGAACCCGAUGUUGCGCUCCCCACUGCACCAUCACCCGACGCUCCAAAGAAAACCUACGACGCAUCAUGCCACUGCGGCGCCUUCAGAUACUCUGUCGCUGUUUCACCUCCACUAGAUGACCCAAAUGCGGCUGUGAUGGAAUGCAAUUGUAGCAUCUGCGUAUGCAAUGGCUACCUCUUUGUCUACGUGCCCAACGAACUCGUCAUUUUCACCGAGGGUAGUAUUGAGCAGUUCAAAUCUUACUCUUUUGGCUUUAAAAGGGUAAAUCAUUACUUCUGCGGCACCUGUGGCGCAUCGUGCAUGGUGCGCUCCAAAGACCCUAGUUUCUUUCCUGGAAUGACUUGUGUCAACGUACGCAUGCUUCAGGGCGUAAAGCUCGAAGAUUUGAAGCUCAUGUCUCCCUCCCUUUUAACACCCAACACCUCUUCUACACCAACUUCGCCAGGGCGUUGGGUAGUCACAGAAUUUGGCAAGCCAUCCGUGCUAAAAUGGGAAGCGUUUGAUCCCACGGCCUCGCUUUCUGCUGGCGGAGUCCUCAUCCGCAUUCUCGUUGCUGGUAUCGCAGGAGUCGACAAUAUACAACGCUGUGGGGGCUACCCUCAUCCGUUAGCAAAAGAUCCUGGGUUUACAACUGGGUAUGACCUUGUGGGCGAAAUCAUAGCGCUGGGUGAUGCUGUGCCAGAAGAGAGAGGACUGGAGGUUGGAGAAAGAGUGACGGCAUUGAGUAUCAUUGGUGCGCACGCUACACAUAUCGUGCUGCCGUAUGAAGAAGUCAUGAAGCUGGACAAGCAUGACGAUCCGCUAAAGAUAUGUGCACUGCCGCUGAAUUACAUGACAGCAUGGGGUAUGCUAAAGCACAGUGGUGUGAAUUUAGCGCCCGGCUCGAGUAUCUUGAUUGGGAGUGCAAGUGGAGGACUGGGUACGGCUGUUGCGCAGCUUGUCAUGGCGUUCGAUAUGGGUAUCAAGAUGAUCGGAACAUGUUCGCCGAGCAAGUUUGAAUAUGUCCGCUCGUUGGGUGUGGUGCCGCUGGAUCGAAGUGCUCCAGAUCUUGUUCAACAAGUUCAUGCACUGACAGACGGGAAAGGAGUUGACGUUGCAUAUGAUGGCGUUUGCAAUGAAAAGACUGCACACGACUUCCUCGCAGCAACCAGGCAAGAUGUUGGCAAAGUAGUUGUCUUUGGAGUCAUGGGAAGUAUUGCAGAUGAUGGGAGCAAGAUGUUGGGAAGCAUCGAUGAACUGUUUGCAGCACUGUUGCAACCUCCACGAGUGAGCUUCUGGUCGCUUGACAUAGAGUUCCCAAGAAAGAAAGAAGUAGCGGAGUUUUAUGCCGUUGUGGAAAAAGUAAGAGAGGGGAAAUUAGAUCCCGUUGUUGCGAAGCUGUUGAGACUGAGCAACGCAGUGGAAGCGCAUGAGCUCCUCAUCAACGGGAGUGCGAUCAAAGGGAAGAUGCUGUUUGUGGUAGAUGAAGAGUUGGCCAAGUUCUACGGCGUAUGA